AACUGCGCCCGCGCCCCCCGCCCUCCCAGGCCCUGCGCCCCGCGCCCGGGCCGCCGGCGAUGGUGACACAUGCGGCGGCGGCGCGCCGGCGGCAGGACCAUGGUUGAGCGCGCCAGCAAGUUCGUGCUGGUGGUGGCGGGCUCAGCGUGCUUCAUGCUCAUCCUGUACCAGUACGCGGGCCCGGGGCUGAGCCUGGGCGCGCCCGGCGGCCGCGCCCCGCCCGACGACCUGGACCUCUUCCCCACGCCCGACCCGCACUACGAGAAGAAGUACUACUUCCCGGUGCGCGAGCUAGAGCGCUCGCUGCGGUUCGACAUGAAGGGCGACGAUGUGAUCGUCUUCCUGCACAUCCAGAAGACCGGUGGCACUACCUUCGGCCGCCACCUCGUGCAGAAUGUGCGCCUCGAGGUGCCCUGCGACUGCCGGCCCGGUCAGAAGAAGUGCACCUGCUACCGGCCCAACCGCCGCGAGACCUGGCUCUUCUCCCGCUUCUCUACGGGCUGGAGCUGCGGGCUGCAUGCCGACUGGACCGAGCUCACCAACUGCGUGCCCGGCGUGCUGGACCGUCGCGACCCCGCCGCGUUGCGCACGCCCAGGAAGUUCUACUACAUCACCCUGCUGCGCGACCCCGUGUCCCGCUACCUGAGCGAGUGGCGGCAUGUGCAGCGGGGGGCCACGUGGAAGACCUCGCUGCACAUGUGUGACGGGCGCACGCCCACGCCCGAGGAGCUGCCACCCUGCUACGAGGGCACGGACUGGUCGGGCUGCACGCUACAGGAGUUCAUGGACUGCCCCUACAACCUGGCCAACAACCGCCAGGUGCGCAUGCUGGCCGACCUGAGCCUGGUGGGCUGCUACAACCUGUCCUUCAUCCCCGAGGGCAAGCGGGCCCAGCUGCUGCUGGAGAGCGCCAAGAAGAACCUGCGGGGCAUGGCCUUCUUCGGCCUGACGGAGUUCCAGCGCAAGACGCAGUACCUGUUCGAGCGGACGUUCAACCUCAAGUUCAUCCGGCCCUUCAUGCAGUACAACAGCACGCGGGCGGGCGGCGUGGAGGUGGACGAGGACACCAUCCGGCGCAUCGAGGAGCUUAACGACCUGGACAUGCAGCUCUACGACUACGCCAAGGACCUCUUCCAGCAGCGCUACCAGUACAAGCGGCAGCUGGAGCGCAGGGAGCAGCGUCUCAAGAGCCGGGAGGAGCGCCUGCUGCACCGCGCCAAGGAGGCGCUGCCGCGGGAGGAUGCCGAGGAGCCAGGCCGCGUGCCCACUGAGGACUACAUGAGCCACAUCAUCGAGAAGUGGUAGUGGUGGCCGGCCGUGGGGGGUGGCCCCUUGGGGGCGGGGGGCGGGUGAGGGGAGGUGAAAUCAGACAGACCAACCCACCCAGAACUCUGGUGGAGAGAGGGUCCCAGAUGCGCUCCCCAGAAGGUAGAUGAGUGCUGAGAAAGGAUGAGGGAGUGGGACGUGGCGCCCGGCGGGGCUGGUUCUCACUGUUCCUCCCAGACCGGGGUGUGAGGAGUCAACCAGUACAAGCCCCCAGGCCGGAGGAGUGUGUGCUUGAGGGACACCCCAGGCAGGGGCCAGGGGCAGGUGGCGCCCUUGUUUUCCUGGCCUCAGCUCACUCACAGUGGCCGAAGGUCUGAAGACAAGAAAAAGCAGAGAGCGGAGAUGAGACUUGCCCCGCCAGGAGUGCGACCUACACCCACUGUGCACCCCUGCUUUCUCUCUCCCCACUGCAAGCCAGCAGCAGCCUGACACCAGCUCCAGGCACCUUCCCAGGCUCAGGCCCCCUGGGCAGUCCCUUGGUCUCUGGUGACCCCAGUGCCCCUGGGCCUAAGUGAAGCCCCUUCCCUGGGCACGCAGGCAGCCCCUUGAGGUGUCCUCAGGAAUGGAGCUCCUAGCUCGCCCAUCUUUGACGGUCAGGGUCGUCCACCUCACCUGAAGCCAAGAAGACUCUAGUCCUUCCCUUGGGAAGCCCACUCUCUCUCUGGCCCAAGGUCAGAACGCACACUCUGGCUUCAUGCUUUGGGUCAUGAGAUCAAAGCACACUUUUUGGGACCCCUCCACCCCAUUUCCCGUAGUCCUUAGGCUGAGGAGGGCUGCAGGGAGAUGGGCCCACAUGCACUGCCCCCCAUUCUGUGGGCAAAGUGCAUCCCAGGAGUGGUAAGGCUCUGUCCAAGGAUGCUGCCACCUGUGUCCAAGCCCCCCACAACUGGCCUUUGGAGGUGACCACCUAGGAGAGUUUCCCCUGCCCCAUUUACCUUUCUGACCCUCUGAGAUUUGGUAGACUGUCCCUGGCCCCGGGCUCAUCGCUUGGACAUUUAUUCAGGGCUCACACCCCACUGUUCCCACAGCCCCAUGUGCAAAAGUACAAUCAAGCCUCCUUUGGCUAGAACAUGGCAGACUGUACCUGCCACCUAUGAACCAUAUCUCGGGGUCAUGUUGGUUCUGUAUGGCCAGGAAAGGGGACUCAGACUUUCAGAUUCUCAACUAGAGUUGGAGGAAAUGCUCUCAGUGGCUCCCUGGUACCCAGAUACACAGUCCUUCCCACCCCAGGCUCUCCCUGCAUUUCCCCUUGCCCACCCCCUGCCCACAAGCUGGUCAGGCCCUGUUCCUGGCAGCCCUUCAGAUUGGAGAAGCCAUGUUCCGUAUCCGUUGUAAACACUUACCCCAUGCCCUACCCGUCUUGUGCUGCAGGAGGCCAGGCCACUGUCUCCUCUGGGGGUGCUCUUCCCCACAUGAGGCCCAAGACCUGGGCUCUGGGAGCAGAGUGCAAGUCCCACACCCGAGGUGGAUGAGUGUGCUGUCUCUCCAGGAGAGGACCCACACAUGCCUGCAGGCGCAAGGGCAGUAAGGGCCAGGGCUGGCCUGUUUGGAGGGCAGCAGCCUCAUGGCCAGAUUCUACCAGGGGCCCUCCCUGCCCCAGGUUCUCUUCAGCCAUCACAGCUGUCCCACCACAGAGGUGUGGAAGCAAGGAACCUUCCAUAGCACAGGAGAUGCUAAAGUGUUGUCAAAUGAGGUGGCCACCUGGGAGGAAACAGCCUUUAGUCUUUGCUGGCCUGGCAUAGGGAUUGUGCCCAUAGCUCCUGCUUCCUACACUGACCACUUAAUCUUGUAGCCCAAGGGCAAUGCUCAGCAGCCUGGGAUGGGCACCGUGGCAGCCCAGGACCACCCCCCAGAGUGGGUGUGCCAUGCUGAGCAGGUGAGUGUUCAAGUGACUGAGUGGUUCUUUCAAGGGGUCGUGACAGUCAGCGUGGGGGAUCUGUUCUGACACUCAUCCUGUGGGAUGGGCGUGCUCCAGGGAGGAGGGUGGGACGCGUUCCUGAGAACUCUGGGGUCUUGCACAAGCACGUCAGGUGCUGGGGCCUUGCCGUCGCCUCCAUCAGGGGGUGGUCAAUUCCAGGGCGUACAUACAUGGAAAGCUUGGCCCUGUUCUGCCCCACUCCCUGGGCACCUGGCCCUUCUCGAGGUGGGCUUCCUGUGUGUGCAGGCUUGAGUGUAGGAUCUGUUUUGUACAUAUUGGAAUGUUUUAACUGAUGAUCCGUCGUCCUAAUUCACACAGAAACACGGGUCUCUCCUUGGUUUCUUUGCUGCAUCUGGAAAGCGGUCCCGUCUGGGGCCAGCACCCAGGCCGAGGUGCCCAGAGACAGCACCAGCUGCCAGUGCCCUUAGGCCCCUCGAGCCUCCAGGCCAGCACUUCUGCUCAGGCCGCCUGCGUGGAGGUGAAGGUUCCUCCUGCCUGCAGCAUCUCCUCCAACCGCUGCCACCUGCUGGGGCUCCACAAAGGGGGACCCCGCCCAGGGGCUCGGCCAGGGCUGAGAGGACAGAGGCAACACGCAGUGAGCAAACAGCCCACUCCCCACACAGACCUGCAAGUCCCCUCCCAGAGGAGGAACCAGGGACGGCAGAACUGUCCAAGCAAUGAGUCUGUGACCUUUUUGGGAACUGGAAGUGUUUAACUUGAACCCAGGAACGUUUAAAGCUUUAUUUAUUUAUAGCUUCUUAUUAAAAAAAAAAAAAAGUGUUGAGAAGAAAUCUUUUGGUUAUUCAUACAAGACAAACAAGUUGGUGAUGGAAAAGCAAGUCAUAAUCAUCUAAUUGUUUUUGUCUAGGUCAAGAAUGAAUGUUAGCAGAUGAAAUAAACCCUUGACAAAGA
This is a messenger RNA of Ailuropoda melanoleuca (giant panda), 4156 nucleotides long. RefSeq names its product heparan sulfate 6-O-sulfotransferase 1 (gene HS6ST1). The record is from RefSeq and is a predicted model, not a curated record. Gene Ontology annotation, cellular component: membrane. Gene Ontology annotation, molecular function: heparan sulfate 6-sulfotransferase activity. Lineage: Eukaryota; Metazoa; Chordata; Mammalia; Carnivora; Ursidae.